Messenger RNA from Mollisia scopiformis, 1788 nucleotides. RefSeq names its product kinase-like protein. The record is from RefSeq and is a predicted model, not a curated record. Lineage: Eukaryota; Fungi; Ascomycota; Leotiomycetes; Helotiales; Mollisiaceae. Gene Ontology annotation, molecular function: protein kinase activity; ATP binding. Gene Ontology annotation, biological process: protein phosphorylation; chromosome segregation. The transcript is spliced from 2 exons. Bases 146 to 1711 code for a protein of 521 amino acids. Gene Ontology annotation, cellular component: cytoplasm; nucleus; centrosome.
CGGAAGAGCCAGGGGUCAGCCAAAUGAUUCAUUGGUGGCACCUGAAUGAUCGUCGAACAAUCAUGUCCUCUCCCGCCUCCUUCACACGAAAUUUUAUACUCGUGCACUUACAAACACAACCAAAUACAUUACGCUUUUCCUGAGAAUGCCUAGCAAUUUCGAAGAACAGCAAGCCUGGAGAAAGGCACUUCCUGCUGAAUUCGCCAAGUUGCCUCAGACAUGGGGUAUACGUUGGAAGAAGGAGAGAAGUGGUGAUUACAUUGAGUAUUACAACCUAGAAACAGGCGUCAGCACAACAACCCAUCCGAACCUGGGUCCUCUACCAAAGAACUGGACCGUCAGAUUGUGUACAAUGACAAAGACUGGACGCAGAGUACCGCGCUACUUUAACAAGAGAAGCCGAAAAUUCUACGUUGCAGACCCUCGACUUCGUCCGGAAUCCAUUAAAGCGGAUAAUACAAGUGUGUCUAAAUUCCACAAAUCUAACGACAUAGCUCAAAACAAUAUUUUCGACGUUAUUGGCCUCAAACGGAAGCUGGUAAAAGGGGACAAGAUACAGGACUUCAGGAGAGCGGAAAUCGGCCAAAAAGAUAUCUCUGAUGCAUAUGAAUAUCUUCACGCUAUUGACGCGGGUGGUGAAAUUGGCGGAAUGAAUGGGGGCGUGUACGUUGUAAGGUUGAAAGGCGCACCAACUCUAUUUGUAGAAAAGAGGUUUCUUACAGGAGCGACGAAUUUCAAAAUGGCCCAGAAUGAGAUUAAACUCAUGCACCGCGUUAUACACGGUGCUCUGACGUUCUAUAUCAACGGAUUCAUAACGCCGACAAAGUGCGCUGUCUGGAUGGAAUUCUGCGAUCUGGGUUCCCUGGGAGAUAUCAUGAAGAGAUACAAGGAAAAACGCGCUGCGAGUCUUCUGGAUAAGCCACAUCUUCCUGAGAAAUUUCUGUGGCAUUGCUUUAUUGGUCUCUGUGAUGCAUUGGCGUACCUUCAGAGUGGAUUACAUUAUACGAAGGAUGCUGUCAAGGAUCCUAACAAAAAAGCAAAGGGAUGGAUAUCCAUUCUUCAUCGAGAUAUCAAGCCCGACAAUGUGCUCUUGAGAUCAAGAACAACCUCUGCUAACCGGAAGUACUGCUAUGUUACUCUCAGCGACUUUGGUCUCGCAUGCGAAGACCUUCCAGCUGGACACCCAGAUCAAGAUUAUUCCCAAAAGAAUGGAGGUAUCUCUGGCACGCCAACCUGGUGGGCUCCGGAGUUAUGUUACGAUCCAUAUGCCAAUCAAUUCCAGCAGCUCUCAGGCAAGUAUCCUGGGGGCCAGAGACCGUCCGUGAAAUCAGAUCUCUGGGCCUUGGGGACUGUCAUGUACGAUCUGGCCGAAUGCGAUGCAUUUGCUCAUGUUGACAACACACACCGAGCAGACGUUCCACCUGCCGUUGCUGGGUACGCCAGGUGUUUGCAGCGGAAUCCCAAAGUCAUCAAAACGUACUAUUCUCAACCCCUACGACAGUCGAUCCUGGAGGCAACAGAAUCAAACGUAAACAAGAGACCGACUCCAACGGAAAUGGUGCAACAGCUUAGUAGGAGAAGUGAUCGACUUUUUCCCGAUGGUGAGGAUGAUAUGAGCGACAAGGAAAAGCUGCCCGUCUGGGCUACAAGAGUGCACGACUAUCACUCGAGGACCCCGAAGAGGGCGGAGGACUUCAAGAAGAAGAUUUAGUUGCUCUACAUGGCUAUUAUAUGCUUGCGCGGGGGCAGAACAUGUUUGUUUCAACGGGAAGCAUAUUCACUCAGAUA